Trypanosoma grayi is the source of this 249-nucleotide messenger RNA. Its product is annotated as small nuclear ribonucleoprotein Sm-G. Gene Ontology annotation, cellular component: U2-type prespliceosome; U2 snRNP; U1 snRNP. The record is from RefSeq and is a predicted model, not a curated record. Gene Ontology annotation, biological process: mRNA splicing, via spliceosome. The coding region runs from base 1 to 249 and encodes 82 amino acids. The transcript has a single exon. Lineage: Eukaryota; Euglenozoa; Kinetoplastea; Trypanosomatida; Trypanosomatidae. Gene Ontology annotation, molecular function: RNA binding.
AUGCCCCCCAAGAACAGCCUUCCCAAUCUGAACCACUUCAUGGAGAAGCGGGUUAUGGUGAAGCUGCAGGGAGGCCGCUCCAUCUCGGGUGAAUUGCGGGGCGUCGACCAAUUCAUGAGUGUCGUCCUCUUCGACGCCGUUGAUGAGAGUCACCACCCGCACAACGGCGGAACUGAGGAGAAGACGGCACUCGGCACCACUGUUAUCCGCGGGAGCACCAUUGUAGACAUUGUGGGGCUGGAGGCGUAG